AGCUCCCUGCCUUCGCACCGGAGGUAACCGGCACCUCCCCAUCCGGUGCAAAGGGCCGGGAGGGGGUGGGGAGCCGGGGCACCCCACACCCUGUGCCGAACCCCACCGCCGCUUACCUCACCAGGGAGACGAGAAGAGAGAGGGACCCGUGCCCCCCUGCCCCAUGUACCGGCUGCUGCUGGCUGGCGACGGGGGCACGGGGAAGUCCAGCUUCCUGCUGCGCCUCUGCACCAAUGAGUUCAGGGGAGACAUCUCCAGCACCCUCGGGGUGGAUUUCCAGAUAAAGCAGCUGCUGGUGGACGGAGAGCAAACCACAUUGCAGAUCUGGGACACGGCCGGGCAGGAGAGGUACCGGAGUAUCACCCACUCCUAUUUCCGCAAAGCCCACGGCGUGCUGCUCCUCUACGACAUCAGCUCCCCAAGCAGCUUCCUCAGCGUCCGCCAGUGGAUCGAGGACAUCAAGGUAGCGGGAAGGGCCACCGCGAGGCCCCUGCCACUGAUCCUGGUGGGCAACAAGACAGACCUGCGGGCCGGGCUGCCGCUGGCGGCGGGGGUCAGCAGCACCCAGGGGCAGCAGCUGGCCAUGGCCCACGGCUCUCUGUUCUGCGAGACCAGCGCCAAGGAUGGCACCAACGUGGUGGAGGCCGUGCUGCACCUGGCCCGGGAAGUGAAGAGGACUGUGGGCCAGAGUGAAGACCACAGCACCAGACUGGACCUCAGCAUCCCCCCGAGGGCAGCUCCACGCUGCUGCUGGACCUAGAGCAGGAUCUGGCUGUCUCCUGGUUUCAUGUUCCCUUGAGGAACAAUUCCCAGUGCCCCAGAGGUGCUGUGGAGCAGACAGCUCAUCCCACUCCAGCUUGUCUCCCUGGCUGCAGGAGCAGCCCAGCUGCUGUCUCCCCAACCCCAGCUCCCUCCCACCCUCAC
Apus apus (common swift) is the source of this 924-nucleotide messenger RNA. Its product is annotated as ras and EF-hand domain-containing protein-like. The record is from RefSeq and is a predicted model, not a curated record. The coding region runs from base 164 to 760 and encodes 198 amino acids. Lineage: Eukaryota; Metazoa; Chordata; Aves; Apodiformes; Apodidae. The transcript has 6 exons. Gene Ontology annotation, molecular function: GTP binding; GTPase activity.